Molecule: messenger RNA, 1869 nt
Organism: Neomonachus schauinslandi (Hawaiian monk seal)
Lineage: Eukaryota; Metazoa; Chordata; Mammalia; Carnivora; Phocidae
Gene: ATG5
Product: autophagy related 5
Exons: 8
Coding region: 402-1229 (275 amino acids)
Biological process (GO): nucleophagy; C-terminal protein lipidation; autophagosome assembly
Cellular component (GO): phagophore assembly site membrane; Atg12-Atg5-Atg16 complex; cytoplasm
Source: RefSeq, a predicted model, not a curated record
CGCUCUGUCUGCGCAUGCUCCAGCGCGGCUCGGGCCUCCUCGCGGGGUUGGGCGGAAAGCGGAGGGUGGAGUGCGGGCCACGUGGGUUCCCGUGACGUCAUCUCCGGGCGCCGAGGGUGACUGGACUUGCUGUGGGCUUCCAAGGCCCCGCGGCGCUGCGGGUUGUAUUGGCAGGAUACCGGAGGGCGGAAGUGCAGCAGGGCUCGGCUCCGACCUCCGCGCCGCUGCGUUCUGCGGCUGCGCGGGCUCUCGGGACUCCGGGCUCGCGCGGCUCUGCGGGACAGUGGGUCAAGCACCCUGCGCCGCCGCCCUGCCAGAACCCGGGAUCCGAGCGUCUUCACCGUUUGGCUUUGGGUGAGAAAAAAAUUUAGCCUAUAUGCACUGCUUUAACCAUUGGAAGAAUGACAGAUGACAAAGAUGUGCUUCGAGAUGUGUGGUUUGGACGAAUUCCAACUUGUUUCACCCUGUAUCAGGAUGAGAUAACUGAACGGGAGGCAGAACCAUAUUAUUUGCUUUUGCCAAGAGUAAGUUAUUUGACGUUGGUAACUGACAAAGUGAAAAAGCACUUUCAGAAGGUUAUGAGACAAGAAGACAUUAGUGAGAUAUGGUUUGAAUAUGAAGGCACACCACUGAAAUGGCAUUAUCCAAUUGGUUUGCUGUUUGAUCUUCUUGCAUCAAGUUCAGCUCUUCCUUGGAACAUCACAGUACAUUUUAAGAGUUUUCCAGAAAAGGACCUUCUGCACUGUCCAUCUAAGGAUGCAAUUGAAGCUCAUUUUAUGUCUUGUGUGAAAGAAGCUGAUGCAUUAAAGCAUAAAAGUCAAGUAAUCAAUGAAAUGCAGAAAAAAGAUCAUAAGCAGCUCUGGAUGGGAUUACAAAAUGACAGAUUUGACCAGUUUUGGGCCAUCAACCGGAAACUCAUGGAAUAUCCUGCAGAAGAAAAUGGAUUUCGUUUUAUCCCUUUUAGAAUAUAUCAGACAACAACCGAACGACCUUUCAUGCAGAAGCUUUUUCGUCCUGUGGCUGCAGAUGGACAAUUGCAUACACUAGGCGAUCUCCUCAAAGAAGUUUGUCCUUCUGCAAUUGCUCCUGAAGAUGGAGAAAAAAAGAAUCAAGUGAUGAUUCAUGGAAUUGAGCCAAUGUUGGAAACACCUCUGCAGUGGCUGAGUGAACAUCUGAGCUACCCAGAUAAUUUUCUUCAUAUUAGUAUCAUCCCACAACCAACAGACUGAAGGAUCAACUCUGUGCCUGAACGGAAUCACCCUUAAACAGGAUUUACCAGAGCAUGUCACCCUUCUGUUUCAGUCAGGUUUGGUGGAGGCAACCUGACCAGAAACACUACUACAAGCCAAACAGGAAGAUGAUUCCAUGUCAGAUAAGGGCACUUGGGCUGGUCUUACUUUGCAUCACCACUGCUUUCCUCCACUGCCGUCAUUAAACCUCAGCUGCGACAUGAAAGACUUCACAGGACCACUGCAAGUCUUCUGUUUUCUUGUAAAAUAUAAUGAAGCCGAAACCUUUGGCCUAAGAAGAAAAUGGAAAUAUGUGCCACUUGAUUUGUAUUUCUGAUUAACAAAUAAACAGGGGUAUUUCCUAAGGUGACCAUGAUUGAACUUGAGCUCAAGGGAGUGGAAACAUUGGUUUAAUUUUCUAGAGAAUUAGACUUAAGAAAGUAAAAGAGAAAUUCUGUUACCAAUAACUUGCAGUAAUUUUUUGUAAAAGAUCCAAUUACAGUAAACCCAUCUUUCCUUAAUGAAAAUUUCCUAUGUUUACAGUCUGUCUAUUGGUAUGCAAACAAUCUUGUAACUUUGAUAAUGAACAGUGAGAGAUUUUUAAAUAAAGCCUCUAAAUAUGUUUUGUCAUUUAAUAACA